Xenia sp. Carnegie-2017 is the source of this 1124-nucleotide messenger RNA. RefSeq lists its product as uncharacterized. The coding region runs from base 170 to 931 and encodes 253 amino acids. NCBI's taxonomy places the organism in Eukaryota, Metazoa, Cnidaria, Anthozoa, Malacalcyonacea, Xeniidae. The record is from RefSeq and is a predicted model, not a curated record. The transcript has 2 exons. Gene Ontology annotation, cellular component: nucleus; transcription regulator complex. Gene Ontology annotation, biological process: regulation of transcription by RNA polymerase II.
CGUUUCCGUACGUAUCCCCCAAGCGCGUAAACGCACAAGUUGAGCACAACUUAACUUUUACGCAGCAAAAUUGAAAAACGCGAGCAAUUAUCCAAUGAAAAUGAAUUUACAGAUCACGUGCUUUACAAUGAAGCAUGCUUUUGCCAAUUGAUUUACAAGUUGAAAAAAGAUGGGAAAAUAUACAAAAGUUGAGGAGAAACUUAUUGAAGAAAUUGAAAAAUACCCAGCGCUUUGGAAUACAAAAGACACUAACUAUAAGAACAAAAAUAUUAAGGAAAAUGCGUGGCAAAUAGUGACUGAUGCUGUGAAUGCAGCUUGUCAAUCAACGUAUUCAGUAAACGACUACAGAGACAGAAUUUGGAAAAACCUACGCGAUUCAUAUGUCCGUGUGUUAAGUGGAAAUGGGAAAAAAAGUGGAGCAGGUGUGGAUGAAAUUCCACAUUAUCCAUACCUUUUGGCAAUGUCAUUUCUGAAACCUUAUGUUAAUAUUCGAACAAAGAAUUCGGACAGCAAUUUCCAACCAGUUGUUCUUUCAAGUCCAUGCCAAGAUCCACUUACCAUCACAUCUGAACCUUCUACUGAUGAUUUAACGGUUGGUAUUGAGGCAUUUUCUCAAGAAUCUUUCCCUUCGUUUGAGAUUAUUGAAAACGUUCAAAAUGUUGCUUCAAAACAACCAAGUAAGAAAAGGUCUUAUGCAGCAAUGUCACAAAAGCAACUUGAUCGGGCCUUGGAUGUAAAAAUCAUGGAAUAUAUAUCUGGUGGUGAGAAAUCCUUGCAAAAUCAAUCAGCUAUGGUAACUAUAGAAGAUGCAUUUGGUAAAAGUGUUGCUGCUCAGCUACAUUUGUUGGAUAAAGAAGCAAAAAGUAAGGCAAUGAGUAAAAUUCAAAUUGUUUUAAGUGAAGCAAUCUCUUCAAUGUCAACAAACAGUUAGCAUGAGAAGGAUGUAAAGUAAAAUGAAGUGGAAAACUUAAGUUAUUGAACUAACUUUCAAGUUACUUAGAAAAGUCGUUGAUGUUUGUAAGAAACAGAUUAUUCUUUGUUCAGUUGAAACAUACAUUUGCUAAUUAAAUAAAUACAACUUAUUAAUAAGAUGAUAUUAUAAAUGUAAAAUUGUUUUACAGAAA